Molecule: messenger RNA, 2129 nt
Organism: Vollenhovia emeryi
Lineage: Eukaryota; Metazoa; Arthropoda; Insecta; Hymenoptera; Formicidae
Product: odorant receptor 63a-like
Exons: 9
Coding region: 838-2025 (395 amino acids)
Biological process (GO): sensory perception of smell; detection of chemical stimulus involved in sensory perception of smell
Cellular component (GO): plasma membrane
Molecular function (GO): odorant binding; olfactory receptor activity
Source: RefSeq, a predicted model, not a curated record
AACUUGAGAAUAACAAAUUGAGGCCGUAACAAAGACAUCGAAAAAUAUGAUAAUUCUUAAGCUAAUAUAUGGGAUAGUAUUAUUCCUGCAAAUUGUAGCGAUGUUCACAAUUUUUUAUUCUUAAUUGCUUCAUCGUUUAUCCUACAUAAAAAUAAGUCUAUAAAUUAUGUUAAUAGUUUUAGAACAGUAUAACAAAUAACAUUAUUUAAAACAUUGGAAUUUCAAGAAACUGCUUUAUAUUCUACAUUGCAAUCUGACUUGUAGGUAAUGUCCAUUUGAUGGAUAUUAAAUUUGAUAUUUUUAUUUUGUAAUACAUAUUUAAAAAACUUAAAGGUCCAAUAACGGUAACAAAUUUUUCGACAUAGAAUAUUUCAUAAACGCGAAAUAUUUUAAUCGCAAUAUCACAAUGUAUCUUUUACUAUCUGACGCAGAAAUGUAUCAGCCCGGAUAAAGUAACACUGCAUUGUAUGUUGCGCUUUCGUCUGCCACAAGAGUAAUACCAUAGAAAAUAGUGAUAUGUACUACGCGCAGACGCGAAUUAUAACAAUUUACUAGUUAUUAUCUAUCACCGUUAUCGUUAAUAGGCUAUAAUAUCUAAAUAGACAUAGUUUCCCUCUGGAGGUGCGCAUUUUCUUACUUCCUCUUAUUAUCUUAUCUCCAUUUAUUUACAUAAUUCAAUCAUUUUGAGAAUUCUCGACUUUAAAUUGUUUUCUAUCUGAAUUGUAUUGUUGGCAUGCGCACAUUACAAAAACGUCUAAUAAAUGGAAAAAUUAUCAGAAAAAUUGAUAUAAGAAAACUACCCAAGUGCUCACAGUAGUAUUUCAACUGUUGUAUAAAAUGGAGUUUCCAGAAGAUUCGUAUUUUAAAUUAAAUCGUGUAGUGCUAUCAGCAAUUGGCCUUUGGCCAUAUGAUGAUUUCAAAGUUAGGCAUUUCCGUUUCCUAUUGUCCUUACUAAUAAUCAUAUCGUUUAUAAGUCCUCAGCUGUUAAAAUUACUUAUCUCAGAAUACAGCCUUGACCUUUUUCUAAAUAUGUUUUGUUAUAAUAUCAUUUUCGUAAUGCUUUGUGCAAAAUAUAUUUCAUUUUAUGCCAUUUUAAAAAAUAUUAAAGAAUUCCGGGAUCGUGUUCGAAAUAACUGGGAUGCUUUGAAAGAUAACCAAGAAAUCGAAAUAAUAUGUAAACACGAAAACCGCGGAAAAGUAUUUACAAUAUUUAUAAUAGUAUUGUCUUAUACCGUUAUUUCCUUAUACAUCUUUCUACAAUGUACCUCAGUCUUACUCGAUAUCGUAAUGCCUUUAAAUGAAUCUCGUCCGCGUGAACUUAUUUUUCCAGCGGAAUAUUUUAUCGAUCAGCAGAAGUACUUUUAUAUCUUAACAAUACACGUACUUAUGGGACUAUUUUUUAUAGCGACCAGUGCUAUAGCUACUGAGUCUUUCUCAUUAGCAAACGCAUUACAUGCUUUCGGAUUAUUUAACAUUGCUAGUUAUCGUAUGAAAAAUAUAUUAAUCGGAAUUAAUCGACAGAGGGACAUAUGUCUAAAUAAAGAAUAUGCCAUAUCUUGUAAUAAAAUAAUUGCUGCAGUGGACUUCCAUAGAAGAGCAAUCGAAUUUUCUGAAUUAUUAAAAGAAAGUUUUGGGCCGAUGUACUUAAUCUUGUUUAUGGGGUGUGUGUGUUCAGCAGGCGUGGGUUUAUCUAACCUAUCUCGAAUAAUAAUGAUGGAAAAAGAAAUAGUGAGCGUUGUGAAAUAUAGUGCAUGUAUAAUUUUAACUAUUACGGGUUUAGCUUUAGCUAAUUAUGCUGGGCAAGAAUUUAUAAAUUGUGAUACGGAUGUCUAUCGUGCGAUAUGCAAUACGAAAUGGUACAAUGCUUCAUUGAAAACACAAAAAUUGGUACUCUUUCUGAUACAAAAAACUACAAAAUGUUAUAAGGUAGAUGCAGGUGGAAUGUUUAGUCCUUGCUUGGAAGGUUUGGCAACAGCUUUGAGUAUGUCGGUUUCUUAUUUUAUGGUUCUCCACUCCUCCGUAUAACGUUUAAAAUAAAAAAUUAUUUUAUUAUUAUUUUGGUAAAUUUGAUUAUUGUUUUGGUAGGUAUUAAGUAGCAAAUAAAGUGUACAUUAACAAUAUAAGUAGUA